AUGUUUCUGUAUAAAUUAAUUUUUUUAUUAAUUCUUUUGUUAAAUAAAUAUAAGUUAAUUAAACAAAUUAUAAAAAUUUAAAAAUAAUUUCUUUUUGGUAUUCUUUUUUUUAUUUUUAGCGACUGCAUAAAUAACAAUUUAAUUGGAGCAAAAGGUUCUUCAGACUUAGGAUCUGCUUUAUCAAUGUGCAUUAAUCUGUAGGAUUUGGAAAUCUUUCUUUUUAGUAGUAACAUUAAUGAUAUUGGUGCAUAUGGAUUAAUAUAUGGUUUAGUGAACUGUAUAAAUCUAUCAAUACUGUCACUUAGCCUUCAAGGCAAUUAAAUUGGAAACUAAGGAGCUUCAGAUAUAGGUUUUGCUUUAGUAAAGUUACCAAACCUUCAAAAUCUGAAACUUGGUCUUCAUGAUAAUUAAAUUGGUGCUGAAGGUGCAUUAAAUUUAAUUUCUGGUUUGACAAAGUGUAUUAGCCUCAAGUAUUUGAAACUUCAUCUAUUUUGCAACUAAAUUGGUGGUUUCAAUAUCUCAGAUUUAGAAAAUACUUUUAUAAAGUUAAAUAGAAUUUCGAUGCUAAUUCUCACUCUUGACAAUAACUAAAUUGAAUAGCACGAAGCAUAAAGUAUAUGUUUUACUUUAUCAAAAAUAGAUCAACUCAAUUAUUUAGAUUUCUCUAUCUUUAAAAAUAAUAUCAGCAAGGCUGUGGAAGGCAAAUUAUAUGCUAAGAUUCUCAAAAUGAAGAGAUUAGUUAAAUAAUACUUUAGUAUUUGA
Tetrahymena thermophila SB210 is the source of this 762-nucleotide messenger RNA. RefSeq lists its product as hypothetical. Gene Ontology annotation, molecular function: small GTPase binding; GTPase activator activity. Gene Ontology annotation, biological process: nucleocytoplasmic transport; activation of GTPase activity. NCBI's taxonomy places the organism in Eukaryota, Ciliophora, Oligohymenophorea, Hymenostomatida, Tetrahymenidae. The transcript is spliced from 7 exons. The record is from RefSeq and is a predicted model, not a curated record. Gene Ontology annotation, cellular component: cytosol; nucleus; perinuclear region of cytoplasm.